Molecule: messenger RNA, 951 nt
Organism: Penaeus monodon (black tiger shrimp)
Lineage: Eukaryota; Metazoa; Arthropoda; Malacostraca; Decapoda; Penaeidae
Product: developmental and secondary metabolism regulator ve-1-like
Exons: 3
Coding region: 1-951 (316 amino acids)
Source: RefSeq, a predicted model, not a curated record
AUGCACUACAGGAAUUUGUCGAUACGUGAAUCCAGAACGAUAGGCCAGUUCCGCCAGUUUCCACUGCCCACCACCACCACCACCACCACCUACUGCCAACUGCCCCACCACCACCGACUCACCAGCACCACAACAAACCGACCAACCGUGCCAACCUGCGUCUGCCUCUGCCUGUACUCCGCCUCCGCCUCUGCCUCCCCAUCCACCUCCACCUACUACCUCCUCGUCUCCGCCUCCAUCGUCGACCUCUUGCCGCCGUCAUUCGACAACCACCGACCACGCUCACCUCUGGCCUCUGCCUCUGGCCUCUGCUCUGGCCUCAUCCUCCACCUCCCACCUUCACCUCUGCGCUCCACCUCCGUCGUUACCCGCUUGCCGCCGUCGCUUUCCCACAACCACCGACAACGUUGCCCCUACUCUACGAACCUCCAUCCUCCACCUCCCUCGUCGACCCCCCUUUGCCACCCAAGUUCGUUUACAUCGCACACCCUGGACCCAGCGCCUACUGCUCCACCAUCGCACCUCCACGUACGGACUCCCUUGCGCCGGCGUCCAUUCUCAGCAUCACGGGAGACAGCAUCCCCGCUACACCCGCCACCCGACCACGCCACUUCCCAUCCUCUCCACCACCAUCGGCGCACCCUUAGGGCUCUUUCCCCACCACCUACCGACCACGCUGCCUCUGCCUCCACCUCCACCUCCAUCGACGACUCUCUUGCCGACGUCAUUCCUCAGCAUCACGGGAAACAGGCGGUCCUCUGCAACCACCGCCACCGGACCACGCCUAAUUCCCCUCCACCUCCAUCGGCGACUCCCCUGCCGUGGCAUCCCACACCACGGGAGACAGCAGUCGCUAAACCAACCCACAUGACACUGUUCUUAUACGAUACUCUUGGAUUGCAAGCCAUUGUCGUGGUCACUCCUGGUCGCAGAUAUAAGGAAGCUGUUUAA